GAGGGGAUAAACAGAACAAGAAGCCACAGCACAGACAGACCAGUAAACAUGUCGGCGUUUGAAGAGAGCCGGGAGGUACCAGCAUCGGUUUCAUCAUGACAUGAGAGUUAAGAUUUCUGAGAAAUCAUGUUGAACAAUCCAUGGAUUUUGGGCGGAAGCCCAAUGUCCCAAGUCAGCAACCAAAUGGAUGGCUUGGGAGGUUCUGGUCAUAUGGUGGUGCAAACUCAGAGUGUUAGUAUAGCUUCCAGUGAUGGCUCCGUUAUUCACCAAACAAACACUUACGAGUCUUGGGUGACUGUCGCUGGUCCUCAGCCAAUGAGCCUUGACUUACCUUGUGCUCGACAGCAUUAUUUUGGCUCUAUUGACAUGGGUGCAUCACCUGCAAUAACUUCAAGAGCUCCAGAUACAUUUUUAGCUCUGCCUGUUCCUGCCGAAAGUCUUUCCAGCACUGCCCCCUCUGUAGCAGUUGGAAUUCAAGCUCCUUUUGUAGCUCACAAUCAAGUUGAACCAGUCAUGGCUGUACCUACACAGAUGACUGUUGGCGAUCCUCCAUUAGUAGCUUCAGUUCAAAACCCAGCUGAAACAUUUAUUGCGGUGCCUGUUCCCCAAACAUGUGAUCAAUUAGUUGCUGUGCCUGCUGUUCAAAAUUUGUACAAUCCCCUAGUAGGAACAUCAGAAACAUCAAUACCUUUCAGCAACAUUCAGACAUCAACUCCUCAAGCUACGCAGACAAAUAGUAUGCCAUCUUGGUAUCUAGUGGUCCAGGAUAUUCCGGAUGUACCACCAGAAGGAAAUGGCAUAUCUGGACCUCCAUCAGUUGUCAGGACAGAUGAUGACAUGUUUUUGUGCAUGAGGUGCAAUUCAACAUUUGAGAAAGUUUCUUGUAUCAACUGGCAUUUGCGAGAAUGUAAAGGAAAUGAAUUAAAAGCAAAUGUUGCUGCAACAAACAAUGUGGGGUCUUCAACCACUAUGGAAGUCAAGACUGUUCAGUGUUCACUUUGCGCAAGAUUGUUUACUGCUGUCACCAGCACAACUACCCCAUUUAUUUGCUCAGAUUGUAGCACAAGCACUGUGCCAUAUUCAUUUUCAUUUGGGGCACAUCUUUUAAAGCAAUACAAGUGCAUGGAGUGUGAUGACUGUUUUCAAUUUGAAUCUGAGCUUGAGGAUCACCAGAUUUCUCAUCAAUCUUCUGUGACAAUCUGUGAGCUUCCAGAUAAUUACAUUGAAGAAAAUGGUAAUGAAGAAGAUGAGGUAUCCGUUAUAGCUGAACCAAUGGUUGAGCCACCUGAGGACAAUGAUGAAUCAGGAUCAUUUGAAACUGACUCUAGUGAUGAUGGUGAACCUGAUCAUAACUCUGAACAUUGUGGUGAAUGUGGAGUUUCAUUUGGUUGUAGAGAAUCACUUAAUGUACAUGCAAAAUCUCAUGGGGAUAUUCGUUCAUAUGGUUGUACAAAAUGUGGCAUCAUUUGUGUAGGCAGAUACUCUCUGAACAGGCAUGUGUGGGCACACUCAAGAGAAGCUGAAGAAAAGGAAAAUAUAGCAGACAGUUGCUUUGAAGAACAAGAGGAUAAUACCAAAGAUGGUGUGAUAACUCAACCAUUUGGAUGUACUGAGUGUGGAAUGCAAUUUUCAGACAGUAAUGAUCUUAAAGAACAUUGUGUUAGUCAUUUGCGGUCAAAACCUUUCCUUUGCACACAAUGUGGAGAAAAAUUUGAAACUACCAGUUCUUUGGAGAGACAUUGGGAAGCACACGCAUUAUUCAUGAAAUAAAUGAAUGAAAUCAGGGUCCAUUACUAUUUUGUGUAUUUGUGUCUUUAUUUCAAUUGAAUAAUUUUCUUAAGCAUUAGUUGAUGUAAAAACACACAAGGCUUACAGUAUCAGUAGGUUAAUAGCAUUGUACUUAUAUUCUUUCUCCAAGGUCCAAUUCAAGGCACAUUUUUUAUGCAGAUGUAAGUGUGUGAUAUUAACAAAUUUGAUGCCAUGUAUCAUCAGUAAUUCCACUUUGACUCACAAUUCAUUGAAUUUUAAAUUAUCCUCUGUUUUCUAUCAAGAUGCAUUAAGUUUAUUGUUCAAACAGUAUUUGACUUUUUUCCUGUUUAGUCUUGGAUUUUCCUGUGCUUCUAACUGAACAAAUAUGGAUGAAAACAUAUUUCCCCUUUAAAAAUAGAUCUUAUAAAAUAGUCCUAGUUUUAGGUUUUACUUUAAAGUUUUAUUGUUGACAUGGUGAUAAAUAAGAAGCACUAAUGACAGGGUUGGAAGUGUUUCAUUUACACAUUCUUUUUCUAGAUUCUGUGAUUAAACCAUAUCUCCAACCUUCAUGUCAAAAUGUUAUGUAUUGUAUUUUUCUGAUGUAUUUUUGUAGUAAAAUGUUCUAUGUUUAAUGCAGAGAGUAAAAAUUGUAAGGUCAAACCCAACCCAGGUGACACUGUCAUACGCCUAUUCUGCUACUUUUUACUGAAAUGUAAACCCUAUGUAUAUUUUUAUUGAGAGUAUGUUAUCUGCCCCAAUAUGAGUAUGGUUUUCAUAUUUGGCCAAUUAGAAAACUUGUUCUUAUGAAGGAAUCCAUUUUAUGCUUUUCUUUAUGAUCUCAUGAAGAUGACUGAUGUGCAGCAUGCACCUAAAUAUUUGUUACUUGAAGUCUGUUUUGCUUCCUCUAUGGAACAAAUUGCAUUCUACAACUGGGUGUUGUACACAAAUUUCCAAGAGAAGAAGUUGUCCCAGUGAGAAAUGGUUUGCCAAAAAUUGCAGCAAAAUUGACUUGUUGCCAAUUGGUUUCCAAUGUGCAUGGUUCAAUAUAAUUUUGACAAUUAUUUCUCAUUGGGGUGUGAUAGGAUGGGGAAUAAAUUUGUGUUAUUAUAGAGUCAAAAAUAUUAUUGUAACGCUGGUCACCAUUGGUGGACACUGCUGUGAUCUACCAUUGAAUAAGUGUCUAAUAAGUUUUUUGGCGCUCAGAGUUGUUAAAUUAAACAUUGUCGGCAAUAACUUCAUGUAGCUCUAGUCAAUACCAACAAAUUCUUGUUCAAGCCACAGAUUAAUAAAAUUGGGUAAUACGUGAAUUCGUAAGAAUUUGAAUGUACAUCAUUAUCGCGUUUUUAAGAGUGUUACUGAUCUUCUGAACUGUAAUUGAGGGUGAACUAUUAAAAAAAUGCUAUUUUCAUGA
Messenger RNA from Frankliniella occidentalis (western flower thrips), 3160 nucleotides. Its product is annotated as oocyte zinc finger protein XlCOF6-like. Gene Ontology annotation, biological process: regulation of transcription by RNA polymerase II. The transcript has 3 exons. Gene Ontology annotation, cellular component: nucleus. The record is from RefSeq and is a predicted model, not a curated record. Gene Ontology annotation, molecular function: RNA polymerase II transcription regulatory region sequence-specific DNA binding; DNA-binding transcription factor activity, RNA polymerase II-specific. Lineage: Eukaryota; Metazoa; Arthropoda; Insecta; Thysanoptera; Thripidae. The coding region runs from base 127 to 1770 and encodes 547 amino acids.